GAGAAGAGUGACGUUUAUAGUUUGAGAUAUUUAAUAUGGAAAUAAUUACCGGAAGAAGUCCCGUUGAUUAUAGUAAACCCCAAGGAGAGGUUAAUUUAAUUGAGUGGUUGAAAACUAUGGUUGGCAAUAGAAAAUCAGAGGAACUCAUUGAUCCGAACCUUCCUGAAAAGCCGUCUUCAAAGGCUCUUAAGCUUGCUCUGUUGGUUGCUCUUAAAUGUGUUGAUCCUGAUGCCACAAAGAGACCUAAAAUCGGACAUAUAAUCCACAUGCUUGAGGCCGACGAGAUCCUAUUCCGUGACGAGCAGAGGACCGGAGGAGAAUCGUCGCGAUCCUAUCGCAAUUAUCAUCAUCAUGAGCAAAAGAACUCUAGCAGAGAGAGAAAGCGACUAGGUGGAGAGAUCACUGAUCAAAGUGAAGAUGAUAAUAGUAGUAAAAUCUUGCCCAUCCCACUAGAUUGAGAUGAUAGUUGUUAAAUGGUAAAUGUAGCUAUGUAUUUAUUAUUUUUGGUUUUAGUAGUUUGCCUAUAUUAAUUUCUACCUCAAUCUGGACAACAUGCAAUGAGUGUAUUUUUUGCUGCAUAAUUUCCUCUCCCACCACAAUUUAGGAUUCAUUGUAUACUCAUAUUCAUUAUUACUAAAAAUCAAAAUUUUGAUGUCCUUCUGCUUUAUACGACAAAA
Molecule: messenger RNA, 677 nt
Organism: Arachis ipaensis
Lineage: Eukaryota; Viridiplantae; Streptophyta; Magnoliopsida; Fabales; Fabaceae
Product: putative serine/threonine-protein kinase At1g01540
Source: RefSeq, a predicted model, not a curated record